AUGGUUCCUUUGCUGGGCUGCGGGAGGAGGGAUGGGCUGCGCUGGCGCCCCCCUACCCCCGAGGGCUGGCUGGGUGGGAUCGUGGCCCUUGGGUGGCACCCGUGCGGCGUCUCCGCCCGUCUGCGUGGCUGUCGGGUGUUUGGUGGGACUCGCACGCUGUUGCAUGUGAUUGGGCACGCUCGGGUGGGGGGCCCCGGUGCCGAGUAUUUUUACAACAAACCCGAUGGUGCUGUAGUCUGGAGAUUAAGGCUUAUUUCUAGCCUGAUCACUAGUCUUUCAGUGAGCACUCUCCUGCAGAGUCCGGUAUUCACCAAACAGCCUGGUAGCAUUGUGUACCCUGUGGAAUCCAUGGAAAAGAACAGAGAGGUGGUAUUCAGCUGUGAAGCGCAGGCGAGUCCACCUCCUGUCUAUCGAUGGAAACUUAAUGGCACAGAAAUCAGUCCCAAAUCAGGAUCUCACUACAGUUUAUCUGGAGGCAACCUCAGAAUCAGUCAUCUGAACAAAGACCAAGAUGCUGGAACAUAUCAGUGCCUCGCCUCCAAUGCUUUUGGGACCAUCGUCAGCCGAGAGGCCAGCCUAACAUUUGCAUACCUUGAAAAUUUCAAAACCCACAGAAGAAGUUCUGUUUCGGUCCGAGAAGGUCAAGGAGUGGUUCUGUUAUGCGGCCCACCACCACAUUCUGGAGAUCUAGAAUUCUCCUGGAUUUUUAAUGAAUACCCAACAUUUGUGAAACAAGAUACUCGUCGCUUCAUUUCGCAAGAGACAGGGAACCUCUACAUUGCUAAAGUAGAGCCUUCCGAUGUGGGAAACUACACCUGUGUCAUUACCCAUCCUGUCACAAAGGCUCGUGUCCAGGGCCCACUCACCCCACUCGUGCUCCGUAAUGAUGGUGUGAUGGGUGAAUAUGAGCCAAAGAUUGAAGUCCAGUUUCCUGAAGUUGUUCACAUUGCCAAAGGAUCCACUGUCAAGCUGGAAUGCUUUGCACUGGGAAACCCAGUUCCUUCGAUAAACUGGAGAAAAGUGGAUGGUGUUCCUUUCCCAAGGAAAGUGGAUAUAAGGAAAGCAAGUGCUGUUUUGGAAAUCCCAUACUUCCAACAGGAAGAUGCUGGCACAUAUGAGUGUGUUGCUGAGAAUUCCAGGGGAAUUAACACAGUGAAAGGAAAGCUGUCUUUUUACGCUCCUCCCCAUGUCAUUGAGAAACCUCAAGAUGUCCAGAAGCUCAUUGACGCCUCGUUGGUGUGGGAAUGUAAAGCCACAGGAAAGCCAAAACCGUCCUAUAGGUGGAUGAAAAAUGGAGAGAACAUAGAGCCUGCAGAGGAGCGCAUACAGGUGAACAAUGGAGCACUGUUAAUCAGUCGCUUGACCCUGUCGGACACCGGAAUGUACCAGUGUGUUGCUGGGAACAAGUAUGGUGAGGUCUACUCCAAUGCAGAACUCCGAGUUAUCGCUGUUGCUCCAGAUUUUUCUCAUAACCAAUUGAGGAGCCAGACAUUGGUCAAGGUUGGAGGUGAUAUGCUUAUUGAGUGCAAACCCAAGAUGUCUCCAUGGGGUGUGAUCUCUUGGAGGAAGGGCAGUGAACCACUGGAAGAAAGUAAAAGGGUUUCCAUUCUGGAAAAUGGUAAUCUUCGCAUAUGGAACGUAACCAAAUCAGAUGCUGGACCCUACACCUGCAUGGCAAGGAACCAGUUUGGUGUGGCCAGUAGCACAGGAAGCGUCACAGUUAAAGAGCCCACUGUCAUCACCACUCAACCUGCAACCUUGGACGUUACUGUUGGGGAGAGUGUGGUCCUACCUUGUCAAGUGAGCCACGAUCCUUCAUUGGAACUCAAGUUCACCUGGUUCUUUAAUGAGCAGCUCAUUCACUUCGGCAACCAUGGAGGAUUUUUUGAGGAAGUGGGCGGUCAGCAUUCGGCAGGAGACAUUAUGAUUCGAAACAUCCAGCUGAGGCAUGCUGGGAAGUACACAUGUGCUGUGCAGACCAAGGUGGACAGUAUAUCUGUUGCUGUUGACUUGGUUGUCAGAGGUCCCCCAGGCUCCCCUACCAGCAUCCAAGUAGAAGAAAUCACAGAUACCACAGUGACUCUAUCCUGGAGGCCUGGUGCUGAUAAUCACAGUCCAAUUACCGCAUACACCAUCCAGGCCAGGACACCAUUUUCCCUCGGGUGGCAGGCUGUCUCCACAGUUCCUAAAGUUGUAGGGGGCCACCGUCUGACAGCAACUGUAAUUGACCUGAGCCCUUGGGUGGACUAUGAGUUUCGAGUGCUUGCCAGCAACACCAUUGGGACCGGCGAGCCCAGCAAGCCAUCCAAACAAGCCAAAACAAAGGGGACUUCUCCGAAGGUCACACCAGCUAGUGUGAGUGGUGGCGGUGGGAGUCGUUCAGAAUUAGUGAUCACGUGGGAGCCUGUUCCAGAGGAGCUACAAAAUGGACCGGGGUUUGGCUAUGUCGUGGCUUUUCGACCCCAUGGUGCCACAGGUUGGAUGCAGGCUGCUGUACCUUCCGCGGAGACCUCCAGAUAUGUCUUCAAAAAUGAAAGCAUCCAGCCAUUUUCACCCUUUCACGUGAAAGUCGGCGUGUACAACAACGAGGGAGAAGGUCCAUUUGGACGCGUCACCACAAUUUACUCUGCAGAGGAAGAACCUGGCCGAGCACCCACGAGGGUACGUGCCAAGAGCCUCUCAGCGUCCCAGAUUGAAGUUUCAUGGAAAGCUGUUCCCUGGAGUGCCAGUAAGAAAAGAGUUCUGGGCUAUGAGUUGAGAUACUGGAGUCGACGGGAAAAGGAAGACACAGCCAAUGUGCAAAGAACUGUGGGAAAUCUGACAUCAACUAUUAUUCACGGUGUAAAAGGCAGCACCACAUAUUACAUCUCGGUGAGGGCAUACAAUACUGCAGGAGCUGGUCCUCCCAGCACCACUGUCAACAUUACCACCAAAAAACCACCUCCAAGCCAGCCUCCUGGUAAAGUGAUGUGGAACACAUCAAACUCCAAGAUCAUUUUAAACUGGGAGCAGGUUAAAGCCCUGGAGAAUGAGUCGGAGGUCACAGGUUAUAAAGUGUUGUACAAAAAGAACCAACACAGCAAUCCCAAUGUCAUGGAGACAAACACAACCUCGGUUGAGCUCUCCCUACCCACUGACGAGGAUUAUAUCAUUCAGAUAAAACCAUUUGGUGAGGGAGGGGAAGGCAGCAGUAGUCGACAGAUCACCAUCCCAAGGAUACCAGGUCCCAAUGCAGUCGGCUCUGCAUCCAAGGUCUCUACUCUAUCAGCCCUCAGUACAAUAGCUCUGUCUUUCACAGCUCGGACAUCUUUAUGA
Molecule: messenger RNA, 3315 nt
Organism: Nerophis lumbriciformis (worm pipefish)
Lineage: Eukaryota; Metazoa; Chordata; Actinopteri; Syngnathiformes; Syngnathidae
Source: RefSeq, a predicted model, not a curated record